Messenger RNA from Prunus armeniaca (apricot), 1620 nucleotides. The record is from the annotation of a GenBank genome assembly. NCBI's taxonomy places the organism in Eukaryota, Viridiplantae, Streptophyta, Magnoliopsida, Rosales, Rosaceae.
AUGGGAUCCAACGUUGAGCUGGUAUGGCCAGAGUCAGAGGCAUAUUCCUCACGGGUGAACAACUGCUCACAUGCAAAUUCAUCCCUAGCUGUAAUUCGAGCGAAGUUGAGUGCCGAACAAUUAGAACAAUUCAAGACAUCAUGCUUUGGCCAUCUUCUGAAUAUAGAUAAGAUUCAGUUUAGCGGGCAGAUUGUGCAUGGGGUUGUGUUGCGUAGAGUAGCGGGGCAGGGUGUGAAAGACUUGGAUGGACUGAGUUUCUUAAUAGGGUGCGACGUUGCUCAGUUCACUCGUCAGGAUUUCUGUUUGAUCUCAGGGCUUCGUUUUGGGGAAGUGCCUGAAGUUUCCAGUGGAGAAAGUGAUGAAAUUAGACUUCAGAAAAGAUAUUUUAUAGACGAAGGAAUUACAUGUAAUGCUUUAGAAGAAGCAUUUGUGAGGUGCACAGAGGAAGAUGACGUCUACAAGCUAGCUCUUGUUUACUUUGCUGAGUUAGUGGUUUUGGGAAGGGACAAACAUUUGAACAUCAAUCUAAAUUACCUGACCCUUGUAGAGGACUUGGAUGCGUUCAACAGGUUUCCAUGGGGUUCGGUGUCGUUUGACAAAACCCAAGACAGUCUGUUUUCUGCACCAACAAAGUAUGUGAAAAGCUUUGAAAAUGAAGAGGGAAGAGGGAAGGGGAAAUGUAAGGUAACCGGAACAAGCCGGAGAAAUGAGAAGGGCAAGAAGGAUAACCAUGGUGAAGUGCAAAGGGGUGGCUGGAGUUUUAAAGGUUUCACGUAUGCUUUCCAGAUUUGGGUAUAUGAAUUAAUUCCUAGAAUGGUGGACCUGAAUUACUGCAAGGUUGUUGAUCCGACAGCUCUCCCGCGUAUUUUGCGAUGGAGAACUACUACGUCUGUUCCCGAGAUGAGAAAGUUGAACAAUUAUUUUUUCCAGAGCAAAGAGUCAGUUCAGUUGCGGGCGCUAUGUCCAAGUGAAGAGGAAAUGAGACAACCAUAUUGGAGUUGGCCACAGGGUCGCCCUGCUGUUGUCUCGGCAGAGUCAAUUCCUUCUUCAUGUGCUGACCUUGAUGAGUUGAACAAGGCGGUAAGCUUGUUGAGGUCCGAGUUGUUUCAAGUAAAGCGGGAAAAGGACGUCCUUGAGUUAAAGGGAUAUGAGGAAGUGGAUGGCAUGCAAUGGGAUGAAGGGCCAAGUAAUAGAAAUGAAGGAGAGGCAAAUGAAGAGGAGGACAUUGAAGGGGGUGAAGGGCCAAAUAACAGAAAUGAGGGAGAGGACAAGGAAGAGGAGGGGAUUGAAAGGGGUGAAGGGGCAAGUAAGACAAAUGAGGGAGAGGAAAAGGAAGAGGAGGGGAUUGAAGGGGGUGAAGUGCCAAGUAAGAGAAAUGAGGGAGAGGAAAAGGAAGAGAAGGGGAUUGAAGGAGGCCAAGUGCAAAGAAAACCAAGGGAGGUAGAGGAAGCUCAAAGGAAAAGAAGUGAGGGAGAGCAAGUGAAAAUAAAAAGCAGCAAAGGAGAGGAAGCGCAAAGAAAGAGCAUUGAGGGAGAGGAAGAACUGCAAAGAAAAAGCAGUGAGGGAGAGGAUCCGAAAAAAAAAAAAGAAGGGCAAGGAAGUGAAAAGACAGAGAAGUGA